Molecule: messenger RNA, 3051 nt
Organism: Cyclopterus lumpus (lumpfish)
Lineage: Eukaryota; Metazoa; Chordata; Actinopteri; Perciformes; Cyclopteridae
Gene: col20a1
Product: collagen alpha-1(XIV) chain
Exons: 27
Coding region: 1-2988 (995 amino acids)
Molecular function (GO): protein binding
Source: RefSeq, a predicted model, not a curated record
AUGGAGCCUGGGCCCACAGCUGACCCUGCCCUCUCCUACCCCAGUCCCACCGACCUCCGCUUCUCUGAACUGGGCUCCAGAGAAGUCCAGCUUCACUGGAUCAAUCCCGCGAAGCCGAUCCGACAACACAGAGUUGUCUACCACAGCGCCGAGGGUCAGAGCCCACAGGAGGUGGUAUUGGCCGGCUCAGAGUCCACUGUGCUGCUGGAAGGCCUCUCCUCUCAGACGCUGUACCACGUGUCCAUCUUCCCCGUGUACGAAGACAACGUCGGCCUGGCGCUCAGAGGAACUGUCACGACAUUGCCCCUGACCAUGCCUGCCGACCUGGAGGUGACUCCUUAUUCUUACAGCACCCUGAGGGUGAGCUGGGGCUCAGCACCCGGUGCCACACAGUACAUGAUCCUGUACUCGGCACUCAACCACGGGGAGCCUGAUGACGCCAAGGAGGAGAAGUUCAGUGGCGACCAGACAGCGGUGGAGCUGGCAGGGUUACUGCCGGCAACAGACUACUCCGUGACUCUUUAUGCUCUGUAUGAUGAGGAUCCCAGCGACCCCGUCACUGCUGUUGCCACCACAUUACAUCUCCCAGCGCCAGCGAGCGUUCAUUUCCCGAUGGUCACCCACAGCAUGCUGAGGGUGAGCUGGGUGCCCGGAGCCGUGGACGUGCCCGGUCACAGAAUCAUCUACAGCACCAACCACGGCAGUGACGUCAAGCAGGUGGAGGUAGCGGGACUGAACUCAGUGGUGGUGCAGAACCUCUCUUCCCUCUCCAGAUAUCUGGUUUCAGUCCAGUCUCACUACCCACUAGGCCUGUCUGCAGCACUCACCAGUAACGUCACCACACUGAAGGUGCCUUCCCCAUCAGACUUCAGGGUGACUAAUUUCUCAGGCAGUGACAUCACCGUGCGCUGGGAGGCGGCCGCCGAUGACGUCGUCUCUUACCUCAUCAAGUGGAUCUCCCUCAGUGGGGGAGACCUGAGACAGCUGAGGGCGGGUGGGGAGAGCGAAGGGGCGAUCCUGGAGGGGGUGGAGAACGAUAAGGAAUACCAGAUCUCUUUGUCUGCACUUUAUGGAGACGGAGCUCAGAGUGAAGCGGUGGCCACGCGCUAUAGCACCCUGUCUGGCGGAGGCCCAUCCAGCAUAUCGGUCACCGAGGAGACGGCCGUCAGCUUGGUGGUCGGCUGGGUCCCUCCGAACGCUCACGUGCUCCAGUACCGUGUGUCCUACACGGCGCUGACUGCAGCUGAAAGCCAGGACAGCACCGUGCUGGUCCCGGGUGGUGAGAAGCGGGUGGCGCUGGAGUCGUUGCAGCCAGAUACUCGGUACAGCAUCCUGGUCACCGCCGAGUACCGCAACAGAGAGGGAGGCAGCGGUUCCACUCAGGGAAAAACCACAAGUCUGCGGGUGAGCAGUGUGAGCGUGGUCCGGUCAGACCACUCCAGUAUCUGUGUGUCUUGGAGGCCCGUGUCGGCUGUCGAUGGAUAUCGUAUUGUCGUUCAGUCCGUCAAAGACAAGCAAGCAAAGGAAGAGACUGUGGAUGAGUCCAGCAGCAGUCACUGCUUCACUGAUCUGGAACCAGAGACUCUGUAUCGCAUCAGCGUGCACUCCCUUCUCGGCGCAGCAGAGGGCGCCGCCGUUUCCAUUCUCCAUCCAACAGCCACAGCUCCUUCCAGAAUUCCCAUCCAGCCCUGGAUGUACCCCAUCCACAACGAAGUCUGCCCUGAAGUCACCAUCAGACACAGCAUUGUUAAAGGAUUUGACAUGAUGGAAGCCUUCGGUCUGACGGAGAGAGCUCACUCGUCUGUGGAGGGCGUGGCAGCCGAGCCCUUUGUGUUCAACGCCCUGCCCACCUUCACUCUGUACAGAGACGUCCAGCUGACACAGAGCACCAAGUUCAUCCACCCUGCAGGUUUCUCUCCAGAACACACCAUCAGCAUCGCCUUCCGCGUGUUGCAGGACACUCCCCGGGAGCCCUUCGCCCUCUGGCAGCUCACCGACAACGACUUCCAGCCCAAGAUGGGAGUGGUGCUCGACCCCACCACCAAGCAUCUGGUGUACUUCAGUCUGGACUACAGGGGAGAAGUGCAGGAACUGACCUUCGACCAGCUGGAGGUCCACCGGCUGUUCUACGGCAGUUUCCACAAGGUUCACCUGUCGGUCAGCCAGGUGAGUGUGUCCCUGUCCGUGGACUGCCAGCGUGUGGGCGAGAGGCCGGCCCGCCCUCUCGGUAACCUACCGACCGACGGCUUUGAGAUGCUGGGCAAACUGGUGAAGACCAGAGGACCCAAUAGUGGAUCCGCACCGUUCCAGCUGCAGUCCUUUGAGAUCGUCUGCAACACCACGUGGGCUUUAGAGGACACCUGCUGCGACUUGCCCGGAGUGAGAGAUGAGGAGAGCUGUCCCGUCCCGGCGUACUCCUGCACCUGCUCCUCCGACAUCCCCGGAGCCUCCGGUUCCCCUGGGCCAAAUGGAAGGCCAGGUCCUCGUGGUGAGAAAGGCGAGAAGGGCGAGCAAGGCCCAAAGGGGGAGGUGGGUCCUCCAGGAAAGCCUGGAUUGGAGGGAGGUCUUGGAGCCCUGGGCAGCACAGGGCCCCGAGGCAUGGCCGUGCAAGGUAAAGCGGGUCCACCUGGUGCAAGAGGAGGAAAGGGAGAUCCUGGGCGACCAGGGGUCCAGGGUUUACCGGGACCUCCAGGUCCAGCAGGAGAGGUGGGGCCGCCAGGCCCUCAGGGCAUUAGGGGGCUCGAAGGAAACAUCGGUGGACCAGGUCUUACUGGACCCCGGGGUUUCCAGGGAAUGCCCGGACACCCGGGGCCUAUAGGGGACAGGGGCUUCUCGGGAACUGUGGGACCUACGUGCGCCCCAGGUGAAUGCCACUUCGCUGGUCCCCUGGAGCCCAGCGGUGCUUCUGAAGCUGAUCUCUUAAUGGAAAAGGGUCAUCAUCCGAUAUCAGAUGUUGUCCUCUUUCACACACACAUCGGCAUCCCGUGAGUCGCUCUCAAUGUGUGAGAGGAGUGGGGAAGGGGAGGAGGUGAGAGAUCGGGGAGGAGCACU